Molecule: messenger RNA, 5385 nt
Organism: Didymodactylos carnosus
Lineage: Eukaryota; Metazoa; Rotifera; Eurotatoria; Philodinida; Philodinidae
Source: the annotation of a GenBank genome assembly
AUGGAAGAAGUACGUACUGCAUAUGGAAAAACGAAUUUAAAUUCAGUAAUCUCAACAUUAUUACCCACAUCAUCCUCAACAACAACAACAACAGUAAACACUCAAUUAAAUACUCAUCGAAACGAAGCUAUUCAACAAGCAGAUGUUUCUUCUUCACGUCCCGCACUACUGGCACAUGAUGUGCUCGGACCAUUAUUAUUUGAAGCACUUGAUGGAUUCUUCUUCACAAUUAAUCACAAUUCUGAAAUUGAUUUUGUAAGUGAUAAUGUAUCACAAUAUCUAAAAUUUACUCAGGAAGAACUAGUUGGUCGCAGUUUUUAUCACUGUGUACAUCCAGGCGAUGUUGGUGAAUUUGAUAAAGCAUGGAGAAUAUCAGAGAAAUGUGCAGGAGAUGAGGGAAACGAAAAUAACAACGAAAAUCAAUCACGUGGUAGAACAUUUCUUUGUCGUAUAAGAGCAAAUGAUGGUACAAAAGAUUCAAAUGAACAAUCGUCUAAUAAUCGCUCAACGACUUAUGUCAAUAUGCUUGUUUCUGUUGCUUUACAUUAUGAUUCAUCUGGUAGUGAUCGAUUAUGUUUGGCAUGUAUAGCGAGGCGACCGUUAGAAAAAUUUGAUAAACCAGCCGUAUUGGGUUUAGAUCAAUUUUCGUCACGUAUUAAUCUUAAUUUUGAUAUACAAUGUUUUGAUUGCAGUCAUAUGAAAGGUGAAAAAAUAAAUCAAGAUUUUCAAGGGAAAAAUUUCAAAGAUUAUGUGCAUGUGAAUGAUGUAGCCCAUGUGAUACGACAUUUUCAAGAUGUUAUUGAAAAUGGAGAAGCAAAAAGUCCAGUGUAUCGUUUUCGAUUGCACGAUGGUGCCUAUGCGUUUGUAAAUACUAGAAGUAAAUUAUUUUCAAAUCAGACAGCAACAUCAACAUCAGAUUCUAUACUUUCGACACACACUAUCAUUCGUUUAAUUGAAAAUUCAAAUGAUUUACAUGGAAAUGCAAGUACGCGUUUAAUGAAAUCUAUCAUCAGUUCAACACAUGAACUUGCCAAACAAACACAACAACAAAAACGAAUAGAACAACAACAGCAACAAAUUCAAAUUCAAAAACGACAACAGCCCAUUGGCACUCAGUUUGCAUUAACGAUGCUUGGUGUGCAUCAAAAUACUGUCACAAAUCUAUUAUCAUCGUCGUCGAAUCAACAAUAUUUACAGCAUACAUUAGGAAAUUUAAUUGAAGUUCAAAACUCACUGCAGCAACAGCGUCAAGAAUUAUCAAUGGCCACCACACCAACACCAUUACUAAAUAUUAAUGAACAGAAACAAUCACCAAAUGCUCUUUCAUCACCAACAACACCUCAAUCACAAUCUUCAUUUUCAUCAUUAGCACGAGUACUUGGAUCGAGAACACUCGAUAGUGUAUCUUCAACAAAUAGCGUUGAAUUUGGUGGAAAACGUAUGACUCGUCCAUCCAAUGACAGUUCAAACAUACCAUCUGUGCAUUCACCUGUGACAUUCGACUUACUGCUUAAGACAUCAUUAUCUACUACUGCCACAUCUACAUCUAUUUUUGCAUCACCUUCGCCAUCGAACAUAACAGUGACUUCUUCGUUAAACUCAUCUUUAUCUUGUCCUUCUCCUUCAACGUUAACUAGUACGAGUUCACCAUUAACAAUCCCAACAAAUGAUUCGUAUUUGCAUACAACGGAUGUGUAUACAUCCACAACCACUUCGACCUCAAACCACAGUACAAUGCCUAUCAGCUGUUCCAGUGGACAACGUCACUCGAUGCGUUUAAGGCAAUUAUUAGGCGAAAGAAAUAUUCCUUCGUCACCAAAUUCUACUAACUCUGUACCAUCCAGUCCACAGUCGAGUACAAUUCAUUAUCAUAAAUCGCCCAGUAACAAUAUAACGCCAUCAUCAUGUUCAGGAAAACAGAAUAUAACAAUCGAUGAAUUACUUCAAGCUGAAAGUCCAACAACCACUACUCAGACAUCGCCACAGGAGACGCUAAGUGCAGGAACCAAGCGUCGACGAUAUCAUAGUGGAAAUAUAUUUAGUUCAUUAAAUAAUUCUGAUGCAUUACUAAAACAAAUACUGGCAAAAAAAUCGACGACUGUCACAACAACACCAUCAACAUUAACUAAUACUUCUUCUCAAUUAAAUAUAAAUAACGAGUCAUCAUCAUCGUCGCCUGCUUCAACAACAUCAUCGAUAUCUGGUGCUAAAGUAUCACAAACAAUUAAAACGGAACCAAACGCCAAUGAUGAUAACAUAACUGGCUCAAAGCCAAUAAGGAAAGAUCGAAAUGACGUUUUUCUCCGCACAUUGCUCAAUGAUGAAGUUCGACCACAAAAAGUGGUUGUCGAAGCACCAUUUGUUUAUGGAUCAAGAUAUAAAGCAAAUAGCAAUGGAAAUGGACAUGGAAAUGGUAAGGGUUUAACAAUUUUCUCAUUAUCUUGUCCGAACCUGAGAAGUCAAACAUCAGUGUGCCAUUUAGAUGAAAAUGCCGUUUCCAUGAACAAAAACCAACGACGUAAUCCUCAAACACAUGACCAUCAUCAGCGAGCCGUUGUAGCAUCGCCGACGUCUAAUUCAACAAUAAAAAAAGAACCAAGAUUGGAUGAUAAUAAUUCAUCUUUAAGCGACAUCCAAGAUAUUGUAUCGACAACAACAAAUGAAGCACCCGAUUCAGUUAUAUCAGAUACAUUAGCCAGUCCAUCGUUAGAAUCAUUAUUAUCCGAUUCAUUUCAACAUGAUUCUCAUCAAUCAAUAUCACAAAAACAACGUACAAGUUUAAAACAACCAUUAAAACGUUCGUUGGAACAUGAAGAUGCAGCAUCGGGACGGAAACAACAGAAACUUCUACCACAAUUACUUACUGAUGAUAAGCAAGUGGUUAUAAAAACAGAAUAUAAAGAGCAGCAACAACAACAACAACAUCCAGAUAAAACAACAUUGGCAAGGAAUAAGUCUGAACAUUUAGCAACGGAAUCGGACAGAUAUGAUUAUGAUAAUAUAAAUACUCAGUUAUCCACAUCAGCUCGUGGUCAGUCAUCGACUACAAAUUCAUCAUCAAAUAUAUUACGUUCUCUAAUAAAAACUCCACAUACGCCUGCAGGGACAUCUGCAACAAUCAGCAAGAAAGAUGAACCAUUGUAUGAACUAUUGCAGAAUCUUGAAGCACCAGAUUUAUGUUUCUUACAAACAUUACCGUUGACAGCUUCAUCUAGCACAUCGAAUAGUAAUCAAAAUACAAUAAUAACGACAACGAUGAAUAAUAAUAAUAAUAAUAGUGAAAGUUUAUUUCAUUAUACGCCGUCUGUGACAACAACAAGAACAGCAACAACAACUUCAAACGAUGAUUGUUUAGCAUUGUUAUUAAGUACAUCACACAACCAAAAUGAUUUUAAUUUUUUACAAAAAACAUCAAUCUCAAAACAAUCAAUGAAUAAUAAUAAUAAUAACAAUACUAAUAAUUAUAGUCAACAGAAUAAGAUCAAUAGUAUAAUGAACGAUCUAUUUCCAGUUAUCACAACCACCACUACCAUAACUUCCACCACUACAACCACAGCAAACAACAACAACAACAACAACAUUACAUCAAGUUCAAAUAAUGAAUUUAGUUCUCUAUUCGAUAAUAAUGAUUUCUUAGAGUGUUUAAAUGAUUCAACUGCUAUUGAUUUUCUUUUACAAAAUUCGUCUAGUGUAUUAGAUGCUGAUCCAUUAUUAUUGUCAUCUGUGAGCAAUACCAAUAGUGAUCUGAUUACAAUAAAAGAUGUAAACGAGCAGAAAGCAAUUAAUGAAAUAGCUAAAAGUUUGAUUGAUACUACGUUUCCUAUGCCAAAUUUUGGUGCAUUAACCGGUGAUCCUUCUUUUUCAAAUGAAAUGCCAAGAAAUCGUAUUGCUCCGUCAGCUUCGUCAAGAAAUGGAUUGGAAGAAAUGCAAACAAAAUUUCGACCACAACAACAACAACAACAACAGUCCUUCUCUACUCAACUACCACCUUCAACAGGAACAUACCAGUAUCCUCAAAUGAACAACACAUUUUUAGUCGAUGAUGGAUUAUCAUUGGAUAGUGGUUCGGUGCCAAACAUAUCACUGUCGCCGUUAUCGAAUACUUUCUUACCAUCACAACAGCCUCAACAACAUCUGAAUCGUCAAACAUCAAUCGACGGCAUAAUUGGUGGUUAUCCAAAUAUUUCCAUGAGACCAUCACAUGUUCAACAUCAUCAUCAACAACAGCAACAGCAAUUGCCAUCACAAACUAAUCCGUUUUAUCACCAUAAUCCUAAUAGAACAUCACACAUUUCUUAUUCUUCAUCGGUACCAUAUAACAAUAUACCUAGUCAAUUUCUACCACCAAAUCAAGUUGUUGGACCGAAUAUGAUGUUUCAACAAACACCGUCUAAUAACAGUCAACAGCGAUCAUCACAAACUCAAAAUAAUUUUAUGGCUCAUCAAACGUUUAUGCAACAACAACAACAUCAACAGCAACAGUCACAAAUGCAAAUGGAUCAACAACAACAGCAGUGGAAUAAUCCUCAACAUAAUGUUCAGUUACAUAUGUCAAUGAAUGUUGUAUUGCCAAAUAUUGGAUCCAAAUCCAAUUCUGCUUGUGUUUACGAUCGAUCAUCUAGAGGCAGUCAACAGCGUAUGCCAUCAGUAACACCAACAGGUUUAAAUAAUUCAUUUAAUUCUAAUGAUCCGAUGUCAAACAUGUCUCCACAAUUACCGGGUCUUAGUGUCGGUACACCAGAUUUUGUCCAUAUACCACAUUCACGAGGCUCGCCGUCCACAUCUCAGUCAUCUUCUACCAUUCAAAUUCAACAACAGCAAACGUCAAAUACGUUUUCAAAUCCACUAGAUGCAUUAAACAUGCUUAAUCACGAUGAAACAUUUCUAAAUCAAAACAAUUCUCUAUCACAAUCACAACAAUCGCAGAUUCAUCAGGGAUAUCCAAAUAUGAGUGUGAAUGUAUCAGCUACAAUACAAAAUCCUCACAACUCAAAUGAUUUAAUGAGGCCGGUUGGUUUAUCUGAUGUACAAUCAUGUCGUCAAUCAGAUGAAUUACAAAAUCAAUUAAUAAAUAGUUUAAGUUUUCAACCACAACCAUAUACACGUGAAUUUGUACGAAAACAAUUGCAAAAUACAAUUAAUAGUCGACAAAAACCUAGUAAAGACAUGCAAAAUAAAGGUGAGAAUAAAAGCAUAGGCUCACCCAAUCCAAACACUUUUUCUAUUCAAUGUAAUAAUAAUGUACCAAAUCCACUAUCAAAUAACUUGGAGCCAAAUCAGAAAGGUGCUUAUUUUCGAAAUCAACUGUCAAAUUCACGAACACAAUCGUGUAGACAACCAAAAAAUUCAUCCGUAAGUUACAUACUACAGAUAAAAAUUGACUAG